Molecule: messenger RNA, 1704 nt
Organism: Malassezia restricta
Lineage: Eukaryota; Fungi; Basidiomycota; Malasseziomycetes; Malasseziales; Malasseziaceae
Product: T-complex protein 1 subunit zeta
Exons: 1
Coding region: 1-1704 (567 amino acids)
Biological process (GO): protein folding
Cellular component (GO): chaperonin-containing T-complex
Molecular function (GO): ATP-dependent protein folding chaperone; ATP binding; ATP hydrolysis activity
Source: RefSeq, a predicted model, not a curated record
AUGUCGGCAGUUGAGCUCAUCAACCCACGCGCAGAAUCUGUGCGAAGAUUUCAGGCGUUGCAAGUGAAUAUUGCAGGCGCUGUGGGUCUAGCACAGGUCGUGCGUUCCAACCUAGGUCCUCGUGGUACGCUCAAAAUGCUUGUCGAUGGCUCUGGAAACCUGAAGAUGACCAAGGAUGGUAAGGUCUUGUUGACCGAGAUGCAAAUUCAGAAUCCGACGGCUGCCAUGAUUGCAAGGACGGCUGUAGCGCAGGAUGAACAAUGUGGUGACGGUACAACAAGUGUUGUCCUACUGGUUGGUGAACUAUUGAAGCAGGCCGAGCGCUACAUUCAAGAGGGUGUGCAUUCUCGCGUGAUUUCGGAGGGCUUUGAUGUCGCUAAAGCGGGUACAUUGCAAUUUCUUGAACAGUUUAAACAACCUAUGCAAGGCGAUCGUGCCACGCUUCUGGCUGUUGCUAACACAGCUCUCGCCACUAAGCUUCCCACAAAACUAGCCAAACAACUAGCAGAGGGUGUAGUUGAUGCAGUCCUGGCUAUUAAACCCAAAACCACGGGCUCUUCCGAAGUACCUUCGUUCAAAGAAGACGGAAGCUCGGAGCGUGUGGGCGAGUGGAAGACACGCGAUCCUAUUGACUUACACAUGGUCGAAAUUAUGAAAAUGCAGCACAAGAGUGCUACAGACAGUCAAUUGGUUCGUGGUCUCGUUAUGGAUCAUGGUGCGCGUCACCCUGAUAUGCCCAAACGGGUGCGCAAUGCAUUCGUUUUGACACUGAAUGUAAGUCUGGAAUACGAAAAGACCGAAGUCAAUUCAGGUUUCUUCUACUCGUCUGCUGAGCAGCGCGAAAAACUGGUCGAGUCAGAGCGUCGCUUCGUUGAUGCCAAAUUGAAAAAAAUUGUUGAGCUCAAGAACCAAGUGUGUGAUGCGCCUGCGAACACACCUGAGUCGGAGCGCAAGUCGUUUGUUAUUUUCAAUCAGAAAGGCAUCGAUCCUAUGUCACUUGACAUCCUAGCAAAGAAUGGUAUUUUUGCUCUUCGUCGCGCCAAGCGUCGAAACAUGGAACGUUUGCAACUGUGCUGUGGUGGUGUAGCCCAGAACAGCGUAGACGACCUUUCGCCUGAUGUACUUGGUUGGGCGGGCCUUGUGUACGAACACACACUUGGAGAAGAAAAGUACACAUUCGUUGAAGAUGUAAAGGAUCCAAAGAGCGUUACGCUGCUUAUCAAAGGACCCAACACACACACGCUAAACCAAAUCCAGGAUGCUAUCCGCGACGGUCUGCGUAGCGUAAAGAAUGCCAUUGAAGACAAUAGCUUGGUUCCUGGUGCUGGUGCUUUUGAGGUGGCAGCUGCCGCAGAUCUCCUUGACAAUGUGCGUCGAAAUGCCAAAGGCCGAGCUAAGCUAGGCGUUGAAGCAUUUGCCCAAGCGCUCAUGGUUAUUCCCAAAACUUUGGCAAACAAUGCCGGUCUUGAUAUCCAGGACUCGAUCGUGAACUUGCAAGACGAAUGUGCUGAAGGUCAUGUUGUGGGACUUGAUACGCAAACAGGAGAGUGCAUGGAUCCCAUCUCUUGUGGUGUUUGGGAUAACUACCGUGUCAAGCGUCAUAUGAUUCACAGCAGCGCUGUGAUUGCAUCUAACCUGCUCUCCGUGGACGAAAUUUUGCGUGCUGGUCGUAGUUCCCUAAAGGGCGACGCCCCUGGUCCAUAA